This is a messenger RNA of Colletes gigas, 1683 nucleotides long. Its product is annotated as SREBP regulating gene protein. The record is from RefSeq and is a predicted model, not a curated record. The coding region runs from base 700 to 1683 and encodes 327 amino acids. The transcript has 4 exons. NCBI's taxonomy places the organism in Eukaryota, Metazoa, Arthropoda, Insecta, Hymenoptera, Colletidae. Gene Ontology annotation, biological process: positive regulation of SREBP signaling pathway.
AACAUAAAUUUAUUUAAGGUGUAAGGCAGCGAUUUGCUGCAAAUAUCUGAACCAAAACCACGCGUUAUACGAUUCUAAAAAUUAAUAUACACAAUAAUUAUAAAUUUGACGGAUAUUUCUAAAAUAUGUUAAUCGUGUAGCAUAUGUCGAUACAAAUUCUUAAACUGGCAUGUGGCGUCAUCUACUAUACUUUCCCGCAAACUUGUCUGCAUUCCGAGUAUGUCGGAUAGGUCAAUGCACUUGCACUAUUGCUCGCACGUUAAGUGACAAGAACUUUGAUAAAAUUUGAAAUCAAGAAAACCUCGAUCUGUCUGUUUCGUUAAAUGUAUAUUAACAGAUAAGAAGUUCAUGUCGGUGCAACUUAGUUGUUUGCGCACAACGAUCGGUAAGCGCGUUCAUAAAUGUUUGCAACACGAUUGUAAAAGAUCAACAUAACCUCUCUCUCUUAUUUAUUUUUUCGUCCGCAAUUCUGCACUUUUUACUAUAUCGAAGAUAAUUUUCGGCUCGACUUGCAAUGCAACGUUUUUCGCACGAUGAACGGGCGUCUAAAGAAUUUUAUCGAGCAACUAGCUUAGCAAAGAACUUUGUUUAACAAAGAAUUUUGUACUGUCAGUCGCGUCACGAUCAUGCAUCCGGAUACAAAACCAGGAAUCUAAUGUCGAUUGAGAUCACGAAAGUGGAUCGCAAAAAGUGGAAAGGAUGCCUAGUUGUGGCGGCCUGUUCAGAAUCAUUAGACGGCGCCUUGUACUUGGGUUGAUCUUCGCUUUGUCGCUAACCUACUGCGCCUUUUCGCUGUUUCGCAAUGAGAAAAAAACAUUAGCUUUAGAUACAGAUCUUGAUGAUAUGGAUGCCAUGAUGAUUAACGAUAAUAAUGAUGACUUAAUAUCAGAUGAUGAUGCAUUAUCUGAACAAUUAAGAGCAUCUGGCAAACCACCUUUGUGGCAGGUCGAUCAAGGGACAAACGAUAAUGCAUUAAACAUGGAAGCAAUACCCAAUUUAAACGAUACAGACACAGUGGUUCGUCCUUGUCGCAAUUCUGUGCAGGGAAAAGCUCUAAUAGUAGACGAGCGGGGUAUUGUAUGCGCUAGACAAGAUAUUUUGCCAAAUGGCUGUUGUAAUAUAGAACAAAAGGAUCCUACGAAAAAUGAAGAGCCGCCGUCAAUUUACAAGAGAGAGAGGUAUAGUUGUAAGACAUGUAAUGUCCAAGGGUGCUGUGCGAUCUACGAGUAUUGCGUUUCCUGCUGCCUACAUCCUGGCAAGCAAAUGAAGGGAAGGAAGGACGUGCUGAUAGGUUUACUUAGAGACAACAAUAAGGUGCAUAAAGAUCAGGAUGUGGUGAAGAAACGUCUCCGAAAUCUAGACCGCUUUCAAGUUUGCCUGGCUGCGUGUCGUACCUCCAGCGCGAGUGUCCGCCAUGAGAACACUUACAAAGACCCACAUUCAAAACAUUGUUAUACUCUCCAACCGCCGUAUUCUCAUCAGAGGCAUCGCCGUGACGUUAAUACGUUCAAUAAUAAUGGCGACAACCCCGUUGUCGUUACAUCUUUUUCUGUCAUGCCGUUACUUACCCUUCUCUCUCCUUUCUGCGUAAAUAUACAUCCAAACAACGACUCGCAACCGUCAUCGUGCAACUACCAUGCCGUAAUGUCGCUAAACUAUUAUUCUCACGUACAACCACCUUGA